AUGUCGCAAGCUGUGGAAGCUGAACAUGCGUCUCUGUCGUGGAAUAUCUUGGGCGAUAGUUUUCCAAAACACUACGAAUCUAGUAAGGAAAUUGUCACCCAACCUAAAGAAGAAAGCAUGAGUAAAAUUAAAUUGAAACUACAAGACAUACAAGAUGCACAUAAUAGAAUUAAAAAUGAUGUGGUCUUCACACCAGUUAUCGAAGCGAAACAUAUAGGAAGAAACUUUUGCAAUGUUUUCUUAAAAUGUGAAAACUUACAGAACACGGGAAGUUUCAAAGCGCGCGGAGCCUGUAACGUUCUGUCCAGUAUGUCACCUUCAGACAAGAGUAAGGGUUGCACCGUUUCAGGAGGGCGAAACUACCUUUCUGCUAUGACAUUCUAUGGGUUCAGACAGUCAGUCCCUAUCAAUGUAAUAGUCCCGAAAGAUUGUCCUCUGGCCGACAAACAUCGAUACAAGGAGAACUUUGCUAUUGUGAAGGUUCACGGCAGCGAUCUCAACGAUGCCAGCCUUCACGCACUCACUUAUUGUGAUGAAAUCGGUUCCAGUUAUAUACACGGGUCAGACCGAUUGGACUUAAUUGCGGGCUAUGGUACCCUGGGACUGGAACUGCUGACACAGAUGGACAAGAUGGACGCCAUCCUGUGUCCUGUCGGCAGUGGCGGGCUUGUCGCAAGUCUCGUGUUGGCAGUCAAGAGCCUCAAACCUAACUGCCUUAUAUACGUAUGA
Molecule: messenger RNA, 729 nt
Organism: Spodoptera exigua (beet armyworm)
Lineage: Eukaryota; Metazoa; Arthropoda; Insecta; Lepidoptera; Noctuidae
Source: the annotation of a GenBank genome assembly